CGCCCCGGCGCAGGCUGCCGCCCCCGCCUCCCCCGCUCCGCUCAGAGCAUCCCUCCUCCCCUUUGCGUUUGUCUUAAUUCCGCUCAGAGACAAGAUGGCAACGCCGGCGGCGGUAAACCCUCCCGAAAUGGCAUCUGAUAUUCCUGGCUCGGUGGCCUUGCCAGUGGCACCGAUGGCAAGCGGCCAAGUGAGAAUGGCAGGGUCCAUGCCUUCCAGAGGGGGAAAGCGACGCUCUGGGAUGGAUUUCGAUGAUGAAGAUGGGGAGGGACCCAGCAAAUUUUCAAGGUAUGAUGGUGAUCAAAUAUCUGGUGAUAAGGAAAAGUUUGCAAGGGAGAAUCACAGUGAGAUUGAGAGACGCAGAAGAAAUAAGAUGACGCAGUACAUCACGGAGCUGUCUGACAUGGUGCCCACGUGUAGCGCGUUGGCUCGUAAGCCUGACAAGCUGACAAUCCUUCGGAUGGCUGUUUCACACAUGAAAUCAAUGAGGGGCACUGGGAACAAAUCUACCGAUGGAGCUUACAAGCCAUCGUUUCUUACGGAACAGGAACUGAAACAUCUUAUCCUGGAGGCUGCAGAUGGGUUCCUGUUUGUGGUUGCAGCGGAGACUGGGAGAGUCAUCUACGUAUCGGACUCAGUGACUCCUGUGCUCAACCAGCCGCAGUCCGAAUGGUUUGGCAGCACAUUAUAUGAGCAGGUUCACCCAGACGAUGUGGAAAAGCUACGGGAGCAGCUGUGUACAUCUGAAAACUCAAUGACAGGACGAAUCCUGGACUUGAAGACUGGAACAGUAAAGAAAGAGGGUCAGCAGUCCUCAAUGAGAAUGUGCAUGGGAUCAAGACGCUCUUUCAUUUGCAGAAUGAGGUGUGGAAAUGCUCCUCUGGAUCAUUUACCUUUGAACAGAAUAACCACCAUGAGGAAAAGAUACAGGAAUGGCCUGGGCCCGGUAAAAGAAGGUGAAGCACAAUAUGCUGUUGUCCAUUGCACUGGCUACAUCAAGGCUUGGCCACCAGCAGGAAUGACUAUACCAGAAGAAGAUGCUGAUGUGGGACAAGGUAGUAAAUACUGCCUCGUGGCAAUAGGAAGGCUUCAGGUAACCAGCUCUCCGGUGUGCAUGGACAUGAAUGGCAUGUCAGUCCCAACUGAGUUCUUGUCAAGGCACAACUCUGAUGGAGUCAUCACCUUUGUCGACCCCAGAUGCAUCAGCGUCAUUGGCUACCAGCCCCAGGAUCUUCUGGGGAAAGACAUUCUAGAAUUCUGCCAUCCUGAAGAUCAAAGCCAUUUGAGAGAGAGUUUCCAGCAGGUUGUGAAACUGAAAGGUCAAGUCCUGUCUGUGAUGUACCGAUUUCGUACCAAAAACCGGGAGUGGAUGCUGAUCAGAACCAGCAGCUUCACCUUUCAGAAUCCUUACUCUGAUGAGAUUGAAUACAUCAUCUGCACCAACACUAAUGUAAAGCAGCUUCAGCAGCAGCAAGCAGAACUUGAAGUACAUCAGCGAGAUGGGCUGUCAUCCUAUGAUUUAUCUCAGGUGCCUGUUCCAAGUAUACCAGCUAACGUUCAUGAGAGUGGGAAGUCUGUGGAAAAGCCGGAUGCUAUCUUCUCCCAGGAGCGAGAUCCUAGAUUUGCUGAGAUGUUUGCUGGCAUAACUGCUUCAGAUAAAAAAAUGAUGGCCUCAGCAUCCACAGCAGGAAACCAGCAGCUGUAUUCACAGGGAAGCCCAUUUCAGCCAGGACAUUCAGGAAAGAGUUUCAGUUCGUCUGUGGUACAUGUGCCUGGUGUGAACGACAUCCAGUCGUCUUCAUCAACAGGCCAGAAUCUGACACAGAUAUCUCGCCAGCUAAAUCAGAGUCAGGUUGCCUGGACAGGAAAUCGCCCUCCGUUUCCAGGACAGCAAAUUCCGUCUCAGUCUGGCAAGGCUCAGUCAUCUCCCUUUGGGAUUGGGACAAGUCACACCUACCCAGCAGAUCCAUCAUCAUACAGCCCACUUUCCAGCCCUGCCACCUCUUCUCCAAGUGGGAAUGCCUACUCCAGCUUAGCAAACCGAAGUGCAGGGUUCGCUGAAGGUGGUCAGAGCAGCAGCCAGUUCCAGGGGAGGCCGUCCGAAGUCUGGUCCCAGUGGCAGAGCCAGCAUCACAACCAGCAGAGCGGAGACCAGCACUCACACCCACAGCCCAGCCAGACCGAGGUGUUCCAGGACAUGCUGCCGAUGCCGGGGGAUCCAACGCAGGGUACUGGCAACUACAACAUAGAAGAUUUUGCUGAUCUGGGCAUGUUUCCACCAUUUUCUGAAUAGCUUGUGAAGCAGAAAUGGAAGCUCUUCUUCAAGGCCAUCUCAGUAUAUUUUUGGCUCUGCUUUUUCUGUGUUGCAUUUCUGUAGAAGCUACUAAACCAGAAGAUGCUCAUAUUUCAGAUAGUGGUGUAGGGCUUGCUCUCUCCUCCACGGGCUGCGUUAGUGCCGACAGAGGAGCUCCAGCUCUUGGUAGUGUUCAUUGACAGCUCCGUUAUAUUUCUUUUUUAUUUUAUUGUCAUCUACCUCAGAGAUGAAAAACUUUGUUUGAUUAAAAAAAAAAAAAGAUAUAUAUCUCUGAGUCUUAAAUAUUUGAAUGUGAAUGAUACCUAAUACUUCCUUUGAAUGGUAAUUUUUAAAUAGAUCUCGCAGUAACAAAGACUAACAGAGAAAAGGUAAGGUGGUGUGUUAUUACAGUGCCUACCACUCAAUUUCGAUGCCUUGCUUUAAGCCUAGGUUUCUGGAAGCAGACAGAGUAUUCUGUUUUCUUUCAUUCUUGUAGUUUUUAGUUCACUUUGAAUGUGAGAUUAAGCAACAUAAUGUAGGCCUCUCUCACCAGAAGAUUCAGCUCCACCUUUUCUAACUUAAAUUUGAAUGUGUGUACAUUUUGGUACUUUCUGUAUAUCUUGUGAUGUAUGAAGUGAUUUCCUGUACUGGUUUCUUUUGCAUUUUAAUAGGGUCUAUUCUGGAGUGUACUGAGAGGGCUUGAUAAUACGUGGAGGCUUUAGAUACUGCAGGAGCCUCCAUCACUUCACAUAGUGUUCUUACUUUUAAUUCAGGUGGUUAUCUGUUCAGAACAAGCAUUUACUUACAGAAGCUAUUAGUCUGUUUUUGCACUGAAUUGAGGCCUAUGUAACUCUACACAUUUCUCACUGGCUGCUUUAACUUUGAUUGUUCUUGCUUUCCCAAAAAUACUCCCUCAUAAAAAUAACUGUAAGCCCAUCAAGAUUGCAGUUUCUGUAUUAGCUGCAUUUCCUUUCUGUGAAGUACUUUUUAUACUGUGAAACCUCACGUUUUAGCAGUGCAAGGUGGUGGCCUAUUACAGUGAAAUCAUUCAGGCUCAUUUGCUGUAAGCAGUGAGAUGGUUUUGUAGCAUACACUUUUUUAGAGUUGGUAAUGGUAAUGGAUAUCAGUUGGACUCUUGUCCACUGUGUACACAGUGAUAACUUGAAUUUUUGCUUGGAUUCCCAAGCAGUCAUUUCUGUUAAACCCUGUUAACCCUUUUCUGUUAAACACUGGGUUUUCACCUUACAAAGUGUUUCGAGUACUGGCUAUUCUGAAUGCUGUGUGCUUUUGCACAGAGGUAAGUUCAUCAGUCUUCCUUCAGAGCUAGUCAUCUACCAUAUCCAUUCAUCAGAAAUGUGGUAGCAAGUUUUUUAUAUGCUCUCAUGCAUAUGAUGAUUUAUAGGAGGUUGGGUUUGUAAGCUCAGCCUUUUUAAUCAUUUCUUUUGGGGUGGGAGAAGGCAUUGCUCAGAAAGGACAAGGAGCCCAGAGUUCCUGCAUGCAGGUUUUCUGCAAACUUUGAGGUUAGAAAGAUUGGGAAGCUUCCCAGAGCCUUUGCAUAUUGAGGAUCAAUCAUGGACCUUGAAACAGGAACCCCCAUCUAGAUCCCAGUAUUCACAGCCCCACAUCUAGAUCCUAAUGUUCACAGCAAUUCAUAGACUUCACAGCACUACGGUUUAGCUUUUCUAGCUCCUGUUGAGUCAUGGGCUGUGUUCCAAUGGAAAGGACCACAUACAUUACUGUAGUCCAUGUUGCCAGGAUAACAUCUUGGAAAAGCAGGCAGGCCCCUGUCCUGCAGUUUGCCCUGGCAUCAUGCUGAAAGGCAGUGCAGGCUGCCAGGCCCGCAGUGGCACAGGGACCAUGGGGUGUUUUUCCACCUUCCUUUGCUUCCCCAGACCUCAGGCAGAACAGCAUGUAGUUUUCAGUAUCCAGGAAGAGCCUUUUCUACUUUUUCUCUUGCCAAGUCUGGGACCAAUCUCUUAUCCUACGUGCAAGUGGGGCUAGAGACACUUUUUCUUAGGAAAUUUUUUAAUGUAUCUAGAUGCAGUGCUGCAGAGGCCUCAGAUCUCCUGAUCUGUACUUGCCUCACCAAAAUCACACUGAAAACAAAAAAUCAUACCUCUUCUCUCCCAGAGAUAGGGAAAGUACCUUCUUAGGUGAGCGAGCCAUGCACUUACGCACAAUUCAUUUGAAUACAUGAAUGUUAAUUCUCUUGGAGCGUUCUCCCUUUCCAACCAUCUCUGAAUUACAUAAACAAAGCUCUGCUGUCCUCAGAAAUUCACUAUUUCUGAAAAAGAAGCCUUGGUGCAUUGCAGGCUGGGGGAAGGCAGGGUCAGCAUCUGCAUGCUUUGGUAGGGAGCAGCAGUCUGUAGAAUGUGAUCAUAAGGGAGAGCAGCAGAUGAGCAGUUUCUGUCUCUGUGCAGAAGAUGCUGAAGAUGAUACAUUUCAGUUCUAGAAUUUUUUAAGAACCGUUAGUCUGUAAAGUGAAAAAUGAAUCAAAAAUGCUCUGUUUCCUUUUACCUGACAGACUGUUCUGAGCGUAUUUAUAAUUCAUUCUGAAUUCAAUCUACAAUUAAGAUGUAUGCAGUUGUCUUUAUCCUAAUAUCAGCAGUGAUGACUUCAUCCUAGAAUCACAGAAUAGUUUGGGUUGGGAGGGACCUCAAAUAUCACCCAGCUCCCACCUCCCCACCAUGGGUUGGAUGCCACCAGCAGGUCAGGCUGCCCAAGGCCCCAUCCAGCCUGGCUUUGGGCACCCACAGCUCUGGGCUGCCCCACUACCCUCUGAGUAAAGCAUUUAUUCCCGUCUAAUGUAAAUUUCCCCUCUUUUAGUUUAAAGCCAUUCCCACUUGUCCUCUCUCAAAAAAAUUUGACUGUGCAGUUAAAAAUGCACUGUGAGCAGAAUUUCAAGCACAUUUUCCCUUCUUUUAUUUGCUGUGUUUUUCUUUUUUCCAUACAGUGACAUGCCAGUGUGCCUGAGGCACCAGGGCACGAGCAGCUGCUUCUCAUCUGGUAGCCCCCCACCUUUCUGUUUGGGAAAGGGGAUGGCUGCUCCAUUGAGGUGCAGAUGGCUCCAGGUUGGGGCUUUCCCUGCAAGCCGUGGUCAUCCAUCCCCCUGCUUUCUUCACCUUUCCGCCCUUCCUUACCACUGCCUUCCUUGCCACACACAGAUGGGGAGGUGUGGGCAGCCUUUUCCAGCGAGAAGGGAGCUUAGCGAGCUUCAGGUUCAGCAGCUCUGUGCUUCUAGCCAAGUGACUGAGGUUCAGCAUCCACAGUGUCAGUGUCAGCUGCUCUGCAAAGCCCCAUCCCAGCUCUUGUGGCAGAACGCGCCGCGCAGGCUGAGCCGUGCCACAUCUUUUUGUCUCGUGUUCGGCUGCUAAAGCAACUUCUUUUAUAAUAUAGCUGGCAUUGUAAAGUGCAUUUGGAAUGCUGACGUCCUUCCUGUGUGCCAUUGGUGUAUCUUUGCUGGUGCUUUGGCUGCCAGUCUCUAGAAUUUCCCAAGUGGUGGCUUUCUUGUUUCUUUUGUGUGCUCAUUGCUAAGCUGCAAAUAAAGCUGUGAUUUCUGAUCAAACUGUGUUGCAGACACAGUGUUUCUCAAAACCGAAUCUGCUGAUAUUUAAACUGCAAAUAGUGUCUGGGUGAGCUGUUUCCACAAGUGGGCGUGUAGACCAAGAUUUUAGAUGCUAAAAUAUUUACAUUCCUUAGUUCGAACAAGCUGACCUGUUUAACGAGAGGGACUCCAUCACAUUCCUUGUUAGGAGCACUACUGGCAGUACCUACGGUUAUGCUUUAACCAGGCAGUUCCAUUUGUAGCUUUGUUGCCUUUUUUGUUGUUGUUGUUCAAGUACAGUAUGAAACUGUAAAUACUUGUUGCAGCACUGCCUUUCUAACUCUUACUUACUUUUGGCACAGUGUUAAAUAGUGUUGGAUUUACCCAAUUGCUAUGACAUAUAUUUUUAUACAUAGGUGUACUCUUUUCUCGAGAAUAACAACAGCCAUUUUGUCAUCAAUGCCUUACCAGUGUCAUACUGCUGUUGCUCUUUGUUUGCAAGGUAUUGGGUGGACUAAUUUCUAGUUGAGAUAUUUUCACUUUUCCUGGCAGUGCUCAUUUGGGAUCCAGGUGAUUUUUGCCAGUUCCAUUUUUUGCAGUUGUAAGCUGUGAGAAGAGGAGAAUGUGAGCUUUGUGUUCUUCCUGUUAAUGGAGCAAAUGAAAGGUGAUGGCACCUAAUUGUCUCUAGAAGGUUGGUCUUUUCCUGCUCUAAGCCAGAGUGCGUUUCAUGGAACUGAUGACUGUGGGCACUGAUUACUUUGUGUAGAUUAAUGGUCUUUAAAAAAAUAAUUAAAAAAAAAAAUUAAAAAAAAAAAAAAGAAAAAAAAAGAAACCUCCAAAAAUGGACUUCUGUCAUUGUUAGGCACUUGGUUACUUAUCUGUUUAAACUCUUCAUAUGGAUGUGAAAUUGUGCCGUGGAUAAAGUGUAUUUUGUACUUCUGAAUGUUCUAUAUUUAUGACUAACAAGUACAGAAUCAGUUGUGUGUACGUAUAACUAAUAACUGCCUUUUUAAAUUUCAUUAAAAUAAAAAGGUCACGAGCUGUUGUUAA
Messenger RNA from Centrocercus urophasianus (Greater sage-grouse), 6884 nucleotides. It is a transcript of the gene ARNT2, whose product is annotated as aryl hydrocarbon receptor nuclear translocator 2. The coding region runs from base 95 to 2290 and encodes 731 amino acids. Gene Ontology annotation, biological process: regulation of transcription by RNA polymerase II. NCBI's taxonomy places the organism in Eukaryota, Metazoa, Chordata, Aves, Galliformes, Phasianidae. The record is from RefSeq and is a predicted model, not a curated record. Gene Ontology annotation, molecular function: DNA-binding transcription factor activity, RNA polymerase II-specific; protein dimerization activity; RNA polymerase II cis-regulatory region sequence-specific DNA binding. The transcript is spliced from 20 exons. Gene Ontology annotation, cellular component: transcription regulator complex; cytoplasm; aryl hydrocarbon receptor complex.